Messenger RNA from Adineta ricciae, 999 nucleotides. Lineage: Eukaryota; Metazoa; Rotifera; Eurotatoria; Adinetida; Adinetidae. The record is from the annotation of a GenBank genome assembly.
AUGUUGGAUGAAACAACACUGAGAAUCAUCACGAGAUGGCUUAAUUAUGUUGUCGCUAUACCGUUUAUUACUCUAGGAAUUAUUGGAGCUAUUUUAACUGUUGUCAUCUUUACCAGACAGCCUUUAUUCUGGCGUAAUGCUACUAUAACAUAUCUAUUAGCCGGUGCAACAAUGACAGGAAUUCAUCUCCCAAUGAUUUAUUCCCAAAGCAUUCUCGUUAAUGGAUUUGGUUUACGCUUUUUGGAUACGAAUCUCGUUGCUUGUCGUGAACAUAACUAUUUGUUGUACAUGACAACGGUUACGGCUAUUUCGUUUCCAUGUUGGGCAGCAUUUGAUCAAUAUGUUAACACAUCUCGCAAUGCAAAUUUUCGACACCGUUGGAGUUCCAUUCACUUUGUUCGAUGGGUGAUCGUUGGCACCGUUAUUUUCUGGUCACUUGCUUAUAUACCGAUUAUUUUUGUUAGUGAAAUCAUCGAUGGUGUUUGUGUACUACGGCCAGGAGCAUUUACUCAAUUUAAUACUUACUUUCUAACGCCAUUUGUGUACAGUGUGGGUCCAUUGAUCAUCAUUAUGCUUUUCACAUAUGGUACAGCGAAAAAUCUUCGUUCAUUUCAUGGAGAACGUCAACAAGAUCAUUUGAUGAAACAAGUUCGUCGAAUGCUCAUUCCGCAAUUGAUUGUCUUGGGUAUAUCCGGAGUCCCAUUCGGUUUUCAAGGUAUCUAUCUUGAUUUAACGAGUCGUAUUCCAAAAGAUGGCUUUCGUUUGGCACUGGAAGAUUUUUUUGGUCAAGUGAUUCUCUUGCUAUUUCAUUGCAAUUAUGUGUGUACUUUUUACAUUUAUUUAUGCAUGUCAAGCGAAGUACGACGAGUUUUUAAAAAUCUACUUUUGAAAUGUUUUCGAAAAAACCAUAUCAUGUCACUUCAGACUGCAACUUCAGAACAUCAGCAACAUCCAUCUCAUAUGGAGAUGACUCCUGGUCCGCGCACAAGUUUGCAAUAG